CAAGAUGUUUAGUAGAUUUUGGUUCUGUUUGUGUUUGUGGCAUCCAUUUGGUGUGCUUGGUUUUGCUUAUGAAAUAUCAGUAAUGAAGGGAAGUUCAGUCACUCUGAACUCUGAUCUUACUGAAAUGAAAGACGAUGAUCUGAUUCAGUGGAGGUUUGGAAAUAAAAAUACGUCACUAGCUGAAAUCAAUAAACAGACUGACAACAUGACUGUAUAUGAUGGUGUUCUUGAUGGGAGAUUCAGAGACAGACUGAAACUGAACAAUCAAACUGGAUCUCUGACUAUCACAAACACCACAACUGAACAUAAUGGAUAUUAUGAACUACAGAUCAACAAUGUGGCAAAGUGUUUCCUUCUCACUGUCUAUGGAGAGAAGUCUGUGUCAGUGAAAAUUGGAAACUCAAUCACUCUAAACUCUGGUCUUAGUGAAAUUAUGGAGGAUGAUCUGAUUCGGUGGAGGUUUUUUGAUGAUCCAAUUCUGUGGUGGUUUGAAUAUGAAUACAUUUUAAUAGCUGAAAUCAAGAAACGGAUCAACAGCAUGACUGUAUAUGAUGAUGUUCUUGAUGGGAGAUUCAGAGACAGACUGAAGCUGGACAAUCAAACUGGAUCUCUGACCAUCACAAACACCACAACUGAACAUGCUGGACAUUAUAAACUGCAGAGCAAAUAUAUUAAGACUGAUAUAUUUUUGACUGUUUAUGAUGAAAUAUCAGUGAUGGAGGGAGAUUCAUUCACUCUAAACACUCAUUUUCCUGAAAUAAUGGAUGAUGAUAAGUUUUGGAGCAUUCGGUCAAAGUUUUUGGAUGAUCAGAUUCAGUGGAU
Messenger RNA from Labeo rohita (rohu), 822 nucleotides. RefSeq lists its product as uncharacterized. Lineage: Eukaryota; Metazoa; Chordata; Actinopteri; Cypriniformes; Cyprinidae. The transcript has 4 exons. The record is from RefSeq and is a predicted model, not a curated record. The annotation marks the transcript as partial.